Messenger RNA from Onthophagus taurus, 1904 nucleotides. RefSeq names its product non-claret disjunctional (gene ncd). Gene Ontology annotation, biological process: microtubule-based movement. Gene Ontology annotation, molecular function: microtubule motor activity; microtubule binding; ATP binding. The record is from RefSeq and is a predicted model, not a curated record. Lineage: Eukaryota; Metazoa; Arthropoda; Insecta; Coleoptera; Scarabaeidae.
GCUGUUUAUCAAAUAUUUGAAAAGAAGCAUGUUUAACGGUUGUGACGGUUAAUCUUUGAAUCCUUUGAGUUGUUUAAGACCUCAUCUGUUCUUCCUCAGUGUUCUUUUUAGAAAAUUUCAGCUAAUAAAAUGGAUAAACCUACUUCUCGUUUACCAUUGAAGAGAAAAUUACCAAUUUCUAAUAACGAACAAUCAUCGUCAAAUAAACCGCAUUUAAACCGGCCCAAAAAUUUGAGACGUUCUAAAUCAGUUACUGAUUUGAAGCUAUCGAAAGGUUUGGAAUCAACAUCUGUUGUAACAUUAGGAAAACGACCAGCCCCUGUUAUGAAAGCACCAAUCGUAAAACCACCGAAGCUAGUAAAAGCGAAUCCUAAACCGGAAAAAGAGAAUAAUAGUAAGCCACAUCCUCGUAUAGCACCAUACGAUUACAAAGGCAGAUUCAAUGCUUUAUCUGAACGUUUUGACAAAUUCAAAGCUGCUCAUCUGACGUGUAAAGACACACAAAAUUCGUAUGAGGACUUGUCAAAGAAAUAUGAAUCUCUAAAAGACGAAUUUGAUGAAAUGAAACCUAAAUAUGAAUUACAAUAUGCCGAAUUAAGCAAGUAUAAAAGUGACUGUAAGGAUUUAAAAAAAGAAGUGACGAGUUUAAAAACAAAAUUACAAAAGAGUGAUAAUGUAGUAAAAUAUCUUCAAAUUCAAUCUGAAGAACAAGAAAUUAAAAUAGAAAAAUUAAACGAUACCAAUCAGAAAUUUGAACUAAGAUUAGAAGAUAUGGGCAAUUUGAUAGAUAAGCAGCGGAAAAGAAUUGAAGAAGCCGAUAAAGAACGAAGGGUUUUACAUAAUUUGGUCCAAGAACUAAAGGGAAAUAUACGAGUAUUUUGCCGGGUUCGACCCCCGUUGUCCACUGAGGAUCAACGACUAACUCUCGACGUUAAUUAUAAUUCUGAUAAAAUUGAAAUUAGGACGCCACAAACCUCCAGCGUUAAUGCUAAAACAAACGCACCUCUUGUACAGGAAUUUUCUUAUGAUGCUGUCUUCCCACCUAGAGCAACUCAAAAAGAAAUUUUUGAAGAUCUAGAUAUGCUUGUACAGUCAGCGUUAGAUGGUUACCAUGUUUGUGUAUUUGCUUAUGGACAAACCGGAUCAGGAAAAACAUAUACUAUGCAAGGAAAUCCCUCGGAAAAUGACCGUGGUAUGAUCCCGCGGUCAGUCGAAUCUCUAUUUAAAAGAAUAUCAGAUUUAAAGAUAGCGGGUUGGACGUAUGAAGUAGAAGCAAGUUUCUUGGAAGUGUACAAUGAACAAAUUAAAGAUUUGUUGAAUCCAUUAUCAAAAUUACCACAUGAAAUAAAAUACAACGAAGGAAAAGGAGUUAUCGUCACAAAUUUGGAAAUAAAAACUGUCAAAUCAGAUUCUGAAUUGCAAGCAUUAAUAUCUACAGCUGAUCGAAACAGGGCAGUAGCCGUGACGAAUUAUAAUGAACAUAGUUCAAGAUCUCACUCUGUCACCAAGAUCACCCUCCGUGGAGUUGGUGACAAUAACACGACGAUUUUAAAUGGGUCGAUAAACUUAGUUGAUUUGGCAGGUUCGGAAAACGCGAAGUUGAGUGACACUAUAACAGAAACUAAACAUAUUAAUAAGAGUUUGGCUGCACUUGGAAAUGUAAUGUUGGCUUUGCACAAUGGUAAUCGACAUGUUCCUUACAGAAAUUCGAAGCUGACUUAUUUAUUGGGUUCUUGUUUAGGGGGCAAUUCUAAGACAUUAAUGUUUCUAAAUAUUGCCCCUUUCCAGGAUUGUUUCUCGGAAACAAUAAACGCUUUGAGAUUUGCACAACAAGUAAAAAAUGUAAAAAUGAAUUUUAAAAAAAACAAGUGUAUGUUAUAGUUUUAAAAAUAUUAGCAUUUUAA